Molecule: messenger RNA, 3407 nt
Organism: Chironomus riparius
Lineage: Eukaryota; Metazoa; Arthropoda; Insecta; Diptera; Chironomidae
Source: the annotation of a GenBank genome assembly
CACAGGGAAAAUCCUGUGUCGAAAAUAAAAUUUCUUUAGAAAAAACAGAUAAUAGCUAUUAGCAAGCUUGGAGGUUUUUUAUAGCUUUUCAGGAUUUUAGACACAGAUUUUAGUUUGAAAAGUAACAAUGAUCCAAAUUUCGUGAAUAAAAUGAACCAAACUAUUCACAUAGGCUCUUUCCACAAAUUCAAAGUUUAGAACAGCGUUGAAUUUCACCGUUAAAUAGAAUUCCUUGCAAAGCACAAAUCAAUGAACAACUCUGACGACCACAAUAAUUAAUGGUCAAUUUUCGAAUGAAUUUGAUGAAUAAUCCGUUCUGCAUUCCAAUGUUGAUUCACCUUAUAAACCUGCAAUGUGCUGAGUCAUAUACUAUGAUCCGCAUUCAAACAUGUUGAAUGUGAAUUUAGUGAGAAUUCUUGGUCAGUAGUUCAAAUUAGAAAAGAACGUUACUUUUUAAGUGCUGGAAAGAAAGUUUAAAUAAAGACAUUUCAGAAUUUUUUCAAAGUAUACGCUUCCUACGUAUGUUAUACGAUAGACCAAAAUUACUUUAAAUGACGAGAAAAAAAAAGAAAAGAAGAAAAAAAUAUAUUUAUUGAAUAAAAGUAAAGCUAUUUUGUGUUUGUAUUAUUUGAGAAACAGCAGCAGUAACAGAAAAAAAAUAUACUCUCAAAUAAUUCGCUUGUAUCACUUACAUGUAUGCGGUCUCAUCGUCAAGAGAGUAGCGGAAAGGUAAAAAGUUUUUUUUCGUAGCAAAGCGACAGUGCGACAGUGUACUUCAACUUGCUUAGGAGAUGAAAUUUAGUUUUUGAAGAAAAAAAAUUAUUACAAAUUAUUUUUUUAAUAAAACGUGAUACAUAAUAAGCAUAUAUAAAUUUUUCUCAAUUCUACAACGACUACAAAUUGAAUCAACCUGUUUCUUCUGUGCAUUUUUUGAAAAAAGAAAAAAAAUUGUGCAAACCAGCUUUUUCUUCUUGUAUCUACACCUCAUUUAUACAUAUAUCGUGUGUGCAGAAAGUAAUAACAAAAGGUUUUUUUUUCUUCAUAAUUUUUUGGGGUCGGUGCUUCAUAAAAAUAAAAAAAAAACUCUUUCUUAUUUACUUUAUAUUAUUUUUUUGAGAGUUUCCCAAGAGCGUAAAGUCUCUAUUAAUCCAAUCGUUAAAAAAAGCAUUCAACGUUCAGCAGCUUUUUUUCGGUGGAAUCAUAUACAGUUGUACAUUAGAAGUGAGAAGCACUAAAUCAUGUCUAAUCAGUGUAAAAAUUGUGAUCGCGAUCGCGAUUUAAAUAAUAAUUACGUUGGAUAUUCUAAUGGAUAUAUGGCAGCAAACACAAACAAUAAUAACAACAGAAAUUCCUCAAAUGUGAUGAGUAUCAGUAACAACAACAACAACAACAGUAACACAACCAGCAACAAUACCAUUAACAAUAGUCCCACUAAUAAUGCAACAGUAAUGCAAGGUCCUAAAAUUACAGCAAAAGUUAUGUUUGGUUCAUUAGGUGCUAUAAAGGAACUACGUGAAAAGGAGCAUGCCGAAAAGACACGAUCAUCACAAGCUGGACGAAGGCAUUAAAUUUAAACAAAAGAAAAGAUGAAACAAAAAAAAAUAAUGAAAACUUAAUCUAAUUUAACAAUAAUCACAUUAUGUGAAUGUGCAAAGAAAAAUAAAUAAAAAAUUUCUUAGUGAGAGAGAAAGAGAGAAAGAGAGAAAGAGAAAGAUGAAAAGAGAGAGGGAGCGAGAAUUGUGGAAAGUGUCACAAAUUCCAUUUAAUAAUAAAUAAUGUGAUUCCGUAAAUACAUGUAUCUGUAUGCAUAUAUGCCUCAAGUACGGAAAGUGUUUUUAGGCUGUAAAAUUAUUAUUACACCUUUAGCAUUUAUAACUAUCUACGCAUAAAUUGCUUCUUAUUCACUAUAGUAUGCAUAUAAUAACAAUAACAAGAUUCUUAAAACAUAUUUUAUAUUUUUAUUAUCCACAUGUUGAAUAACAAAACAGCAAUAAUAAUUUGAUGAUGCAAAAUUUUCGUCCAUUUACAAUAAUUCUCAAAAACAAAUUUACCUUAUAUGAGUAUAAUCUCUUUCAUAAUCAUAGAAAAUUAAGAGAAAAAAUUGUUUUAAUUUAUUCACUGAUUGUGCAAUUUAAAUUUGCAAUGAAAUAAUAAAUUGAGUGAGCAUGAAAAAUUAUUUACAUACAUAUGGAGCUUCUCUGAUGCACUCUAGGUUCGAUAAAAAAAGAAGAAAAAACAAUUUGCUCUUUAGCUUAUAUUGAGUGAAUCAUCAUCAAGUAUUCUUCAUUAUUUAUUAUUAUUAUUUUCAUCUUCUUAUUUUGCAUAAUCUCAAUAAUCGUACUUAAGGAAUGAUCAGUACUAGUAUUAUAAUUAUCAUUACAGUAGAUUGAAGCUUGUUGAUUGUUUAUUUUUGCGAAUAUUAAUUCUUGUUUACUGCAUAGAUAUAUGGUGCAUUGUGAAAUAUUAUUCUCAUUCAGACAAGCUUGCGUGAAAAUUUUUUUAAUACAAAUGACUUAAACGCAUUUUUGACUGCUAAUAACAAUCAAUAUAUAGAAGAGAUUAUCCUGGAGCUUUAAUGUCUCAUUAAAAUUGUUCAGAAAAUUUUAUUUUUAAUUUAAAGGCUCUUCAAAGUUUGAGUUGAUAUUCCCCAAAAAAUUCUUCCACCUCGAAAAGUUUUUUACAAUUUUAUAAUCAAUUAAACAUUUAAUUGCGUUCAUAAUCUUGCCAUCAGAUACAAAAAGAUGACAAGAAUCAAUCACAAUAAAUAGAAGCAUUCAAACAAGCAAAAGAAGACAAUAUUCAAUUAAGAGACAAAAUGCCUUUAAAGCUUUUAAAAGUGAUCUUAUAAAGAGAUAUAUAGUAUAUUUUCUAUUGUGGAUGAUGAAUGAAGCCCACAUGAAAAAAAUGUGAAUUUAGAAAAUAUAUAUUUGUAAUAAUAAUUAUAAUAAUACCGAUGAUGAAAUCUGUGAAGGUGUUUCGACGGUCAUUAAACUUUUACCAUUUUAAAAUCAUUGAAACUUUUUCUUUUCUACGAUUUUUACGAUUCAUUGAUAGAUAAAUGUGAAAUUAUUGAAUUUUAAAUUACAUUGUACGAGUAGAGAUUUUUUGAGAACUGAUAUUGAUUAUGAGAAAACAGUUUUCAUAUGAAAAUCAAAUUAAACAGAAUGUUCUUGACCUAAAGACGCUCGAUUAAUAAAUUAAAAGCUCUUUGUUCUCGAUCAUGUUCAUGUUUCUUGCUCUAUUUAUUAUUUCAAACUUAAUUCUUUUAUAUUGAUUAGUUCUUAAGUGUUGUAUCUAAUAAAAAGUUUAAAGAAAUAUUUAUCAUCUUUAAUUAUUAAAAACUUGAUGAAAAAAAAAAUGUUUUUGUUAAAUGAAAUUUUUUUAUAAUCUCAAAAAUACUCUUGUUG